UUCUUCCCAAAAGAGCUCAGCUUUCAUAAUCGUCCCGCCAAAGGGUUUAAGCAUUUUUUCUGCAAAACCCUUGGUUUCCAGGGAUCCGGAGCUCGAAUUGAGAAAAUAUCUCGAAAAUGAGCUUCGCCGCGUAUCGAAUGAUGCAUUUGCCGACCGGCAUAGAGAACUGCGCCUCCGGCUUCAUCACGCACUCGGCCGCCGAUUUCAGCCCCCAAGUUCAGACGGAAGACCUUGAUUCCGACUGGCCAGCUGCCAAGCCGCUUGGUCCAGUCCCAAACCUCGUCGUCAGCUCCGCUAAUGUCCUAGAAAUUUAUGUUGUUAGGUUUCAGCAGGCCACUUCCAGAGACUCUAAGCAGCAGCUGGAAGCUAAGCGCGGCGGUGUAAUGGCCGGCAUUGCCGGCGCUUCUCUGGAGCUUGUCUGCCACUACAAGUUACACGGGAAUAUUUACUCGAUGGGGGUGUUAUCCGCUGGGGGAGUUGAUGCUGGGAAGAGAAGGGACUCCAUAAUUUUGGCAUUUGAGGAUGCAAAGUUUACCGUGCUCGAAUUUGAUGAUUCCAUACAAGGUCUUAGGAUCAGCUCAAUGCACUGUUUUGAAGGUCCAGAUUGGCUUCAUUUAAGAAGAGGUAAAGAAUCAUUCGAAAGAGGUCCACUUGUUAAGGUUGAUCCCCAGGGAAAGUGUGCUGGAGCCUUGGUUUUUGAGCAACAGAUGAUAAUACUCAAAGCUGCUGAGGCCAGCUCUGCUUUAGUUGGUGAAGACAAUGCUAUCAAUGCAGGAGGUACACUUUCUGCUCGGGUUGAGUCAUCACAUAUCAUCAAUCUACGAGAUCUUGAUGUGAAACAUGUGAAAGAUUUUACAUUUGUACAUGGGUAUAUUGAACCUGUCAUGGUUAUCCUUCAUGAACGGGAGCUUACUUGGGCUGGGCGUGUCUCAUGGAAACAUCAUACUUGUAUGAUUUCAGCAUUCAGUAUAAGUACAACACUGAAGCAGCCUCCAUUGAUAUGGUCACAUGCUAGUUAUCCGCAUGAUGCAUAUAAGCUUCUUGCGGUGCCAUCUCCUGUUGCUGGAGUUCUUGUACUUGGAGCAAACACUAUUCAUUAUUAUAGUCAGUCAGCUUCGUGUGCAUUGGCUCUAAACAGUUUUGCUCUCUCUGUUGAUAGUCCAGAAACUUCAAGAACUUCUUUCAGUGUGGAGCUUGAUGCUGCUAAUGCCGCUUGGUUGGCAAAUGAUGUUGUGAUGCUGUCAACAAAGACAGGGGAACUGCUUUUGUUAACGCUUGUACAUGAUGGAAGAAUUGUGCAGAGGCUUGAUCUUUCAAAGUCAAGAGCUUCAGUGCUUACAUCAGGAAUUACAACUGUUGGGACCUCAUUAUUCUUUUUGGGGAGUCGAUUGGGAGAUAGUCUGCUUGUGCAAUUUACUAGUGGUCUAGGAGCACCUGUGUUGCCUUCUGGGGUGAAAGAUGAGGUUGGAGAUAUUGAAAAUGAUGCCCCUGCUAUGAAGAGGCUCAGGAUGUCUUCAUCUGAUGCUUUGCAAGAUAUGCUCAAUGGAGAAGAACUGUCACUGUAUGGUACAUCACCAAAUAAUGCACAGUCAGCACAGAAGACCUUCUCAUUUGCAGUGAGGGAUUCUUUGAUCAAUAUUGGCCCUCUGAAAGAUUUUUCUUAUGGUUUGAGAAUAAAUGCUGAUCCAAAUGCCACAGGAAUUGCUAAACAAAGUAACUAUGAACUGGUGUGUUGUUCAGGUCAUGGGAAGAAUGGUGCUCUUUGUGUGCUCCAACGAUCAAUUCGCCCAGAAGUCAUGACUCAAGAAUCAUUGCCUGGUUGCAAGGGAAUUUGGACUGUUUAUCACAAGAGCACACGCAGUAACCUUAUUGAUUCUUCCAAAGUUGCAGAUGAUGAUGAUGAGUAUCAUGCAUAUUUGGUUAUUAGUUUGGAGUCUCGCACUAUGGUUCUGCAAACUGCCAAUAAUUUGGAGGAGGUUACAGAAAAUGUAGACUAUUAUGUUCAGGGAGCCACUCUUGCUGUUGGAAAUCUAUUUGGGAGGCGCCGUGUUAUACAAGUGUUUGGUCAUGGUGCUCGGAUUCUUGAUGGAUCUUUUAUGACUCAAGAGCUGAGCUUCAAGGCCUCAAACAUGGACUCUGCUUCAGGUUCUGAGGGUAUUGCAGUAUGUUCUGUUUCAAUUGCUGAUCCUUAUGUGUUGCUACGCAUGACAGAUGGAAGUAUUCAGCUUCUUGCCGGUGACCGUUCUACAUGCACUGUUUCUACCACAAUUCCAGCAAUAUUUGGAAGCUCAAAGAAGUUAAUUUCUUCUUGUACACUCUAUAGUGAUGAAGGUCCUGAGCCAUGGCUCCGCAAAACUAGUACUGAUGCUUGGCUUUCUACUGGCAUUGGGGAGACAAUUGAUGGUGCUGAUGGUAUGGCUCAUGAUCAGGGAGAUGUCUACUGCGUUGUUAGUUAUGAAGAUGGUAAUCUUGAAAUACUUGAUGUGCCAAAUUUUACUUGUGUUUUCUCUGUGGAUAAGUUUGUGUCUGGGAGGAGCUACCUUGUUGACACCUUAAUCCAAGAUCCAUCUCAUGAGUCUCGUCAAACAAGUUCUGAAGAUGUUACCAGACAUUUAAAAAAGGAAAAUAUCCAGAACAUCAAGGUAGUUGAGUUGGCCAUGCAGAGGUGGGCAGGGCAACAUAGCCGCCCGUUUCUUUUUGGAAUUUUGUCUGAUGGGACAAUUCUCUGCUACCAUGCCUAUAUUUUUGAAGGUUCAGAAAAUUAUUCUAAAGACAUUUCUUCACAGAGUUCUAUUAAUCCUACUAGUGUAAAUGCUUCUAGGCUUAGAAAUUUAAGAUUUGUACGAGUCCCACUUGAAAAUUAUACAAGAGAGGAGAUAUCAUCUGGAAACCCAGUACAACGUAUAAACAUUUUUAAGAAUGUUGGUGGUCUUCAAGGAUUGUUCCUUGCUGGGUCUAGGCCAGCUUGGUUUAUGUUGUUUCGUGAACGGCUCCGAAUGCAUCCCCAGCUUUGUGAUGGACCUAUUGUUGGCUUUACUGUUCUUCACAAUGUUAGCUGUAAUCAUGGGCUUAUAUACAUAACUGCACAGGGUGCUCUAAAAAUUUGCCAACUUCCAUCUCUAUUAUCCUAUGACAACUAUUGGCCAGUUCAGAAGAUUCCAUUGAAGGGGACUCCACAUCAAGUCACUUAUUAUGCUGACAAGAAUUUAUAUCCGCUAAUAGUUUCAGUUCCGGUUCUCAAGCCCCUUAAUCAAGUCAUUUCAUCUCUAACUGAUCAAGAUGUUAGUCUGCAAACCGAUCCUGAAAAUUUAAAUUAUGAAGGAACUUAUCAUAUUGAAGAAUUUGAGAUUCGUAUUAUGGAACCUGAAAAAUCUGGUGGGCCGUGGCAAACAAGGGCAACCAUUCCUAUGCAAAGCUCUGAAAAUGCUCUGACUGUGCGAGUGGUUACACUACUUAAUACCACUACUAGAGAAAAUGAAACACUUUUGGCAGUUGGAACUGCUUAUGUGCAAGGGGAGGAUGUUGCUGCAAGGGGUCGUGUGUUGUUAUUUAAUGUUGACAGGACUAAUGACAAUUCUCGGACUCCGGUCUUGGAAGUCUUUUCCAAGGAGUUCAAGGGUGCUAUUUCUGCUCUAGCUUCACUUCAAGGUCAUUUGUUGAUAGCUUCAGGCCCUAAAAUUAUCUUACACAAAUGGACGGGUUCUGAACUAAUCGUCAUUGCAUUCUAUGACGUUCCUCCUCUUCAUGUUGUGAGCUUGAAUAUUGUUAAGAAUUUCAUCCUUCUUGGAGACAUUCACAAAAGCAUAUACUUCCUCAGUUGGAAGGAGCAGGGAUCUCAACUUAAUUUAUUGGCAAAGGAUUUUAGCUCACUUGAUUGCUUAGCAACAGAAUUUUUGAUUGAUGGAAGCACUCUCAGUCUUGUAGUUUCAGAUGAUCAAAUGAAUGUUCAGAUAUUCUAUUAUGCUCCAAAGAUGUCAGAAAGUUGGAAAGGACAGAAGCUGCUGUCUAGGGCAGAGUUCCACGUUGGUGCUCGUAUCUCCAAGUUCUUGCGAUUACAGUUGCUUCCGAAUUCUCCUGAUCGAACCAGUGCUGCUCCAGUCUCGGAUAAAACAAAUCGCUUUGCUUUAUUAUUUGGUACAUUGGACGGUGGGCUUGGAUGUAUAGCACCUUUGGAUGAACUCACUUUUCGCAGGCUUCAGUCAUUGCAGAAAAAGCUAGUAGAUGCUGUUCCCCAUGUAGCAGGACUAAACCCAAAAUCUUUUCGACAAUUCCAUUCUAAUGGAAAGGCUCAUCGGCCUGGCCCUGAAAACAUUGUAGAUGGCGAAUUGCUUUUCCAUUAUGAGAUGCUGAAAUUGGAGGAACAGCUAGAGAUCGCCCACCAGAUUGGAACUACAAGGACCCAGAUAAUGUCCAAUCUUAAUGACUUGACAAUUGGCACAAGCUUCUUGUAGUAAUUUCCUGUGUCUCGCUUUUCAGAAAUGCGCAAUGCUCUCAACUAAUUUUGCAGCUGUACAUUUUUAUCAGGAAAAGUUUAACUCUCUUUUAUACUUGCUUGAAGCCUGUUUCUUUGCCUCCACUGACCUGUAUCCUUAAAUAGAAAAUCCUCAGCACUGUAAUUGUAAUUGUAAUUUUUAAUGUUGUAUUCUCUGUUCUCCUAGAUGUUGGUGUUGUUGAACACUCAAAUUUGAUCAUAUGUAUAUUUUUUAAAAAAUGAUUUUAAUUACUGUUAA
Molecule: messenger RNA, 4730 nt
Organism: Ipomoea triloba (trilobed morning glory)
Lineage: Eukaryota; Viridiplantae; Streptophyta; Magnoliopsida; Solanales; Convolvulaceae
Product: cleavage and polyadenylation specificity factor subunit 1
Exons: 26
Coding region: 117-4451 (1444 amino acids)
Cellular component (GO): nucleus
Molecular function (GO): nucleic acid binding; protein binding
Source: RefSeq, a predicted model, not a curated record